AUGGCUCAGCUGUGCCUGUGCGUUUAUAUAUACAUGAGUGUGUGGCUCCAUACUUCCUUCGGGUUGCCACCCCAGCACCGUGGAUGGCUGCGGCUGUGGGAGGAGGGCGAGGGCUGCAGGGAGUGCAAUCAGCACCUUUGCCCCCCAGUCCCCUACAACUGUCCUGCAGGUCGGGUGCAGGAUGACUGUGAAUGCUGUGAGCAGUGUGCUAACGUGGAGGGGCAGCAGUGUGACCCGGAUGGAGCUCAGAAGUUCUACGGCCUCUGUGGAGAGGGCCUGAUCUGCCAGAUAAAAAUACCAAAUCGGGGACACAGGGCUGAGCCAGAACCUACAUGUGUGUGUCAGGAAAAGGGCCCCGUAUGUGGCUCAGAUGGGUGGACCUACCCAAAUGUUUGCCAGAUGAGAGAGUCCGCCAGCCACCAUAAAACAACCCUGAAGCUCACUGAAAGAGGACCCUGCCACUCAGCGCCCCGUAUCAUUCGAAGCCCCAGAAACCUGGUUAACUACACCGGGAACGACAUUGUGUUUGGGUGCGAAGUCUCAGCCUACCCUCUUCCAAACCUGAGCUGGAGGAAGACAGGGAGUGACAACUUCCUGCCAGGAGAUGAUCCCCACAUCUCUGUCCAGGCUCGAGGCGGUCCCCAGCGCUACACUGUCUCUGCCUGGCUUCAGAUACAGGGCCUCCACGUCUCUGACGCAGGGGUCUACUCUUGCAUAUCUCACAAUGCCUUGGGGGAAACGUCGGCAUCAGCACAGCUCACAGUGUUGAGACAGGUGGUGAAGGUGAUGAAAGACCGUGCUGAGGAGGAACAGGAGCACUUUGAUCAUCUGGAGGAAGGCAGUGGUGUUGGACAGCUGGCAUCUGGACAUUAUACCUGGGUAUAAUUUAAAUCAGUUUUAUAUGACCAGACAAUUCUAUUAUUCAUAUUUUAAAUUAAAGGGCACAAUGUUCGAAUCACAGCUCAAUUUCUUUAUUAUAAUGUAACAUAAAUCUGCUUUUA
This is a messenger RNA of Cottoperca gobio, 1001 nucleotides long. Its product is annotated as kazal-type serine protease inhibitor domain-containing protein 1-like. The coding region runs from base 1 to 885 and encodes 294 amino acids. Lineage: Eukaryota; Metazoa; Chordata; Actinopteri; Perciformes; Bovichtidae. Gene Ontology annotation, cellular component: extracellular region. Gene Ontology annotation, molecular function: insulin-like growth factor binding. The record is from RefSeq and is a predicted model, not a curated record. The transcript has 4 exons. Gene Ontology annotation, biological process: regulation of cell growth; regulation of signal transduction.